Dovyalis caffra is the source of this 228-nucleotide messenger RNA. The record is from the annotation of a GenBank genome assembly. Lineage: Eukaryota; Viridiplantae; Streptophyta; Magnoliopsida; Malpighiales; Salicaceae.
AUGGGUCCAUCUGGCGAAGAAAGCUACAGAAGCCCUCAACCUCAAGGUAAUUUAGUAAAGGUGUUUCCUAUAGAACAAGGGAUAGGAUCGAGAGCAAAAACAGCAUCAGGUCAGUUUAGAUUUGAGAAGGCACCACUUGCAAGCCAUUUCCUAAUCACCAAGGCACCAACGAAUACCAACCAUUCCCAUAACAGGACAUCUGCAUCUGUGUUCUGGCGUACGUCUUAA